AUUCAAAAAGAAUAGAAAAUAACGUUAUUAAGUUGCAAAUAUCAGAUAUUUCUGUUGAAGUUUUCGAUAUUCUUAUAAAGUACAUGUAUAGUAGUUUUAUUGACCUUUACGGUAACGAUAUUAAAACAAAUAUCGCACUUUUAAUUGCUGCCGAUGAAUUAUGUCUUAACGGCCUAUGCAAUUUUAUUGAAGAAUAUCUUCUUAGUGACGAAUUAUUAUUGAAACAAAAUUUUAUUCUCAUUCAAAGCGUUUCAAGCGAAUAUAAUCAGUUUAGUAAAUUGGUUCAAUUUUGUGAGCUUAAUUUUGAACUAGACCCCUCCUUAAUCUUUAUGGCAGAAGAUUUUACGACAAUCAAACAAGAAAUCCUCCUUGACGUUUUAGAGAAAAAUAAUCACUCUGAGAAUCCUAUUGAAGUUUGGGAUAGAUUAUUAGAAUGGAGUAUUUCAAAAUCUAACGAUGAAUUAUCAUUCGAUAUUACAAAAUGGACGCAAAAUGAAAUAUCAAUUUUCAGUUCAAUAGUUCAACCAUUUUUACCUCAUGUAGAUUUUAAAAAAAUUAGUCCCGCUGAAUUCUUUCACAAAAUCAAACCACUUAAAAAUAUUUUUGAAGAUGAUUUUUAUAUUAAAAUACUUGAAUAUUAUACUUUUUAUUCACCAUUUACACAACCUCAACUUUCCGAUGAUAAUCAAUCAGUAGAAUGA
Molecule: messenger RNA, 701 nt
Organism: Funneliformis geosporum
Lineage: Eukaryota; Fungi; Glomeromycota; Glomeromycetes; Glomerales; Glomeraceae
Source: the annotation of a GenBank genome assembly